Messenger RNA from Zootermopsis nevadensis, 5460 nucleotides. RefSeq lists its product as uncharacterized. The record is from RefSeq and is a predicted model, not a curated record. Lineage: Eukaryota; Metazoa; Arthropoda; Insecta; Blattodea; Termopsidae.
UGUUGUCUCAUCAGGGGCGCAGCAGCGUUGAACGUGGGGACGGACGGAAACAUUCAGUCCUUAUCGAGCUGAGUGCGAAGUAGGGUGUGCGUUAGAAAAAGACCAAGCUAAAAAACAGACUGCUUAAUUCCAAGCUUCGGCAUAAAGCAAACACAUCAAGAAAGGAAGCACCAUGCAGCAGCAAUUCCUGGAACUAACCGUCAUAAGCCCUUUUAGAUUUAUCAAACUGAAUUUUCUUCAUAAUCUUCGAGCAUCUCGAGGAAACGGGAUGGGUCUGCACACGUGACUUAAAUAUUUACAAAUUUCCUCCAACUUAAAUGAAGGUAAAUAUCAUAUACAGAAAGUAAUCUGAUAUGGGGAGAACAGGAAAGUCAGUUUGUCCUGUAAUUGUGACGGAAAUGUGGUGCUGUUAUGUGUCUAAGAUGGCGAUGUUUUGGUUAUAAUGGGACCCUUAGAAGUGUGGGUUCAGUGAAAUGUUUGAACAGGUAGAACGCAUUGAAAUGUGACGAACCCGUAGUAAUAUGUUCCGUAAGAUUUGUCUGUUAAUGUAACUUUAAGUUCUGCUUUUGUGAUAAUGAACGUUUCAAAAGCAGCAUUUAGAUUCAACAAAGUGCUCGGAAAGGGAACAUUUUAUAGACCGCAACUGACGCAAGAGAAGCUACAGGUGUGAGUUGUUUCUUACGUUUAUAUCAGUGUAAUUCUAAUAAGAGAAGGAACCUAAUGGAGUUUGUGAGUACGAUCUGAUGCAUAGUUCGUGUGGCGAAUAUAGGGCGGAAGAGAAAUAUGGCACUAUGGGUUGUUAUUAAAGGGCGUGUUCUGUUCCAAGUGUGUCUUAUAGGUGUUGAAACCCGGGGUAAUCUGCGCAAAAGAAACAGAAAACGUGAAGAAAAUCAACACGUGUUUCUUCAAAGAGUCUGAGCUCGAAGUCGUGGCCGAUCCCAUGCAGGAUGGAGGCCAUCAACCAGACGACAGGCGACGUGGACAGUGCGACGAUCAGCUUGCGGGAGCAGACGAGGCUCGACUUCUACCGUACGUACGACGUGAUGACGGGAGUUCGGAUCGCUGCCACCCUGGGAGGCUUCUUCAGCCUGAUGGUGCUUCUCGUCGUGUACAAGAGCAAGUGCAAGUCGAAGUCUCUCAGCGACGAGCACUUGAGCGCUGCGGCAGCCGCGGUUGCCGUCGAGGACGAGGAGCACCACCAGCAGCUAGCUGUUCGCGCACUGUGUAUCGGCCCGCGCCGGUCGCUUGGCAACAUGAGCGCCCCGGCUUUGGUCAUAGCGCGAGGCGCGAGGCGCUUCUCUUCCAUCGGGGGGUACUCCGCCCUGGAGCCUCCCUCCCGUUACUACUGCCAGCGGGGCAAGAGUCUUUCUGGUUCGGCGCUCAAGUUCCACAUGCGGAGUGACGAGGUGCCUUCCUUUGCGACGACAGACAGAACUCACAACGACGCUGAAGGGAAAGAACAGGAUUCCGUGUCGGCUAGCCCGUGCUGCUAUCACCAGUUUCUGACGGUUCCAUCGGGCCCGGAUGUGCGUAGACUCAGUUCCAUUACAUGCUCAAGCUCUGAUACUUCCUACCUCGAGCGACGAGGAUCCGCAGUCGAAAUGGGAAUCCCUGCUCCUCCUCCGUUCCCUCACAGAUCCCGUGGCAAAGGACGCAACGAUCACCAAACCACCAUGGCAGAAGAACCCUGGGACUUUUAUUACCCAAUAGACAUCCAGGUGAUUCAGCCAACGCCAGAAGUGUCGCCAUGUGGAAGUGAAAGAACAUUGUACGACCAUCCAAUGGAGUUAGUACCAUCAGGACUCAGACCUCCAUCACGGGGUUCCAUAGCAGAGUCGGCGACGUCCAGUGUGAGUGUUCCUACAAGAUUAGCUCCUCUUGCGUCUAUUAGCAGUGUCGGUGGUUCCCUUACAGAUUACCCGGACUUCGACGAUUUGCAUUCCAUAGGCUCAGAUUCAGUGUUUCUGGACGAGGGCAAAGAACUGGACACUGAAGAUGAAGUUGAGGGUUUCUCCACCGAUAGUGAAGAUGAUGGUUUUAAUAAUUAUAACGAUGUGCGUGGGCAAAGACGCCCUUGGGAGAAAAUGGAAGGAGCAGGGUCUGCAGUACCUCUUGCACAACCUGCAUCUCCCUUUCACAGGUCACUUGCACCUAUCUGUCAUUGGGGAGCAGAAUGCAGCAAUGGAUUUCACUCCAGACGACACCUCUCCACCCCGGAGUGUCAUCAUUACCACGUCUGCAAAAACAAAUCAUCUCGUGCAAGAAUCAGUGCUGAAGUGGUAGAGACAGCAUCCCAUUCUAAAAGAGUGGAUCUGCUGACCUCUAGUAGGCUGUGUGAAACCCAAGUACCUGUGAGUGACAUAUCCCAGAGGCCACAAUAUCCACUUCCGGUUAAGGAAACCAGUAGCACGUCUAGCAGCGACAGCUUGACUCUGCUCAGUAACUCACGUGCAAAUUCACAGCGACUGCUGGUAAACAGAGUAAGCGCUGACAAGUCUUCUUACCGAGGUGCGAAAUCUUUUGAGAGCCUAACAACCACAUCCAUUCCUUCCUCUUCCUCAAACAUGCCAGGCCUGCCUUCCUUGCCUCUGCUUAGCCGCAGCUCAUGCGAACACCUCAUCAGAGCUCUGAACGAGAAAACUUCAGCACCGCCAAUAAAAAAUUGCUCCUGGUCCCAAGAAACAUUAUUUUAAUUGUUGAAAAAUGCACCAUAUCCGAUCUGACAGGGUCACUUUUCCAGAAUAUUUUUUCAGCAAAGUUCGCAGACGUUUCUGUGAAGAGAAAAACUUGGAACAUCACCAACUGCGGCUGUAGUGUUUAAGUAACAAAAAUAAUCAGGGUCUCAAGAAAUCUUUGAGUCUGAAGGAACAUAAUUGUGUUUUAUUCACUGGUCACCCAUUGUAAUGAAACCUGACAAUUUCCAAAUAUGUACAUGAAGUAACCUGACGAUGUAAAUUAUUAAUUGAACGUUGAAACCCAGUCCGAAGUGCUAAUAUAUUCCACAUGUAUUCUUUGUGAUGUUACAUACUUCAUUGGCCUUAGUGUGUAUAUUUAUUGCUGACGCAGAUCUCGCAGGAGAACAAUUAAAAUUAAUUUCUUCUUCACAAGGGGACUUCCAGAUGUUAAUGAGAUGUGUAUUUUAUAUUAGUGAAAUUUUUGUGAGAAAAUCGAUAAAAUUUAAUUUGAGCUUCACGUGAAGCGUGGUUAUAUUUGACUGAUACCAAUCAAAAUUAAACUAGUGUGACAACUUUUAACUUUGACCCCAAUACCAGAUUUCUUUGAAAUCUGAUCAGCAACUUUGUAAAUGAGACGGGCGGACGUAUAAUAACAUUACGGUUAAUGAAAUUCCAUUCUUCAUAGGGUCCCAGAUAACAGGAAACAUUAUUUUCGUACUUUGCCACCUGGGACAGUAGUGAGUGUCUAUAGCGUUAUUUUUGUAUGGAUUUUAUCAGCUUCUAUUCCAUGGUGCUUCUUCAAGAAUUGAUGAGGCAUAAAGAAUCAGAAGACAAAUGCUGUAAACUUUGCCAAGUUGGGAUAGUUCUAGAUCAUGCGGUGUGAAGUCUGGGAAUGAUCUGCUGCAGUGCGUAUCAUUUUCCAGUAUAGGUCCAUAUCUUGUGUUGAGUUGGGCUGCCUAUCUGCUUUGGAGAAACAAUUGAAGUUUUUCAAAAAUUGAAAAUUUUUAUAGAGAAAACGAUGAACUUCUUCAAACCAUACUUUCACACAGCUUUAACUUGGUGAAUAGAAUUUGGAUGAAUAAUGUUAAAUACAGUUCAAAUUUCUAAGUACACAUGAACUGAACCAAAUGGAAUUAAAAACCUCUCAUAUUGUUAGUACAUUACUUUCUUCGAUGUCCAUUUGUCUCCUGACAUUUACAGAAGUGUGUCGUGGUUGGAAGGUUUCCAGCCGUGAAAGUUAUUCUCUGAUAUGCAGUGCUGCCUGUACAAUUUUAAACCUUAAUCCGCUGGGAAGCAAUCAGAAUAAAACACAUCCCGUAGCCACUGUACCUGUAGCUGGAGUUGAUGUGUACUUUUAUGACUUAUUCCUUGAGCCCACCUGUUUGUAGACCCUGGUGGCAUUUUUGUGCUGAAACUCUAAUUUUCUGCAUUGCUAGAAUGGAGAGGGAUUUUUUUUUUUUUUGAAGAAUUAAAGCAACACUGUGGACUCUAAUAUAAUAAGUGUUCAUAACACAGAAUAGCAAUCAUAGUCCAUGAAGAAAUAUAGUCUCAAAUAUUUUGAAAAAAAAUUACUACAUAUUUAGAGAUCAAAAAAUGUAAGAGAUGAUAUUACUUUUUUUUGUACUGAAUUAUCCCUGUGUGAAAACCUACUGUCUUUCUAUGAUGAGAACUAAUUCUAUCAGAAUACAAAAGCUCAAUGUCAGGUAAUCAAAACUGGGUAAUCCAAUUCAGUUAAAUCUCUAUGUUGGUUUCUGCCUUAGAGCAAUGUACUUUCAUAAUCGUGUGUGUAUUUUGGUGUUUUUACAUGUUUCCAACAAUUCAACAUGGCAAACAAACUACUGUCUGUGCUCUGUUUGUUAUUAAUUUAUUUCAGUUUGUAUGCUAAAUAAAUGUGGGGAAUGAGGGCAUGUAACUUUUGCUUAGUGACUUCUUGUAAUAAUAAAGUAAAGCAAAUGGAGAUUAGUCAGUAAGUGACAGCCAACCAUGAUGAACUGUAAUGUAGCUUCCCAAACUUGGCAAAUCAGUUUUCAAUUAACUGAAACUGUCUUAUUAUAUGGGUUACAGUAGUCUGGGGCCCAACAUAUUCGUUUUGCUAUUAAAAUUAUAUUGAUUCCGUUUUAAAAACACAACUGCUGUCCAUUUCGGCUAAACUUACCAGAGAAGAAAGUAGCACACAGUAUGAAAAUCAGCACAUUACUUCACAGCUCUGUCAUUAUUAUUACUGAGUAUUAAUGUCGAGUUGGGUGUCUUACUAAUUUCAGUGAAUCUGUGUACGAUUCUUCACAAUUUUGUAUGCAUUUGCCAUGACAUCACUAAUACAGUAUACUCCUUAAUCAAUAAACUUUAUUUGUUAAAAGUGAGUCAGAUGAAAUCUUAUUUCUUCUCCCAUUUUUCUAUAGUUGAUGCAGCAAGGAAUUUGGAAGGAGGUUAUACUGUUUCUCAAAAUACUUAUUUUUGCAAAUUGUUUAAAUGACCACCAGCAGUUGCCAGUUUCGUGAUGCUCUUAGUAAAUACUGAGAAAGGAACGAUUUUUACAAAGUAUUACAUUUAUUUUCCUAAAAGAAGUUGUGUAGUGAAAGCCUAUGUGAGUAUAACAAAAUAUAUUAUAGUGAUAUUAGUGUGUGUGUGUAUACACAUACACACACAAUAUAAAUUCAAUAUCAUUUAUGAAACUGUUAACAGAGCUAAACUGUGUAAAUGCCUUCAUUUUAUUGUAGAAGACACCAUAAAUAUUGUAUAAACGUUAAUGCUAAUAAAUUGAAAAUAAAUGUUAUAUAAAUGCUAA